GGAGGUACACUCUCGCUGCGCUUUUGUGGCACCAAGUUAAUACACCGCCAUCUAUGUGGGUUGCUAGGUCUCAAUCUUGGCUAAAAUUGAAUUCCUCCAAGUAUCGGAUGUCUAUCUUGACGCCGCCGUAUGUCGUGCCACUCAGACACCGUUGCUACUAGUCUGGUGGAUUUCUGGCAGUGGCAUGGUACUACACAACCGCCGGACCCUGGAAUCUCCGUCCUCGUCUCCCUCUCUUUUCGACAUCGGAUCUAUGAUUGCAGCUGGCCUCGCAUUACUCUCAGGGUGCGCUGCACUUACAGCCGUGUUAUCCAAUGCUCGUCAGCCAAGGUGCACUGGGUGUGUUCGAUCAAGAAGGACAAGGAGAAGAUCGGACCGAGUUCCGAUGACGCAAGUUGCUCGGGAGUUGCAGAACUUGCAAUACGGAUCUCAUGACGGCCGUUCUUGGACCAAUUAGACUCUGUUGUUGUUUCCGUGAAAUACCAGUGGAUCUCUCUAGAUUGCCACCUGGCGACUACAUGACCGAUCUAGUGGCGCUCAUCAUUGCUCUGGGCGGGACGGAGAGAUCGACAGGCGCCGGGAUGUUUUGGGGCAGAUCCGCAGGUCGUGGACCCGGGGGCUGAGCACGAAUGUGUACGUGUCUAUAUCAUAGUAUGUAUGCACGGCUAGAAUUUACACACACGCCGCGCGCAUGAGAAGGCAGCCCUGCUUACUUCUGCCAGCCUAGUGAGUGAUGUCUGGCACGUUCGUGCAUUGAGCCAGAAAGUGCGCCCGAUGCGCCGGUGUGUAUGCCACGCCAGGGCGCGUCGACUGCCGCCACCAACAAGCUGAUAAAGUAUCAGAAUUAGACGCCUUAUUCGUGACAAGCAUAUUUUUUGAUAGCCAAACGCGUUGAAAUCGCGCUCAGCCACAACGCGUCCUGUUGUCGCGCUGUGCACGUUCCACAGCUUCCGUGUCAUUGCUCCGGAGAACCAGGACGGCUGGGCGUGGGCCACGUUUCACCCCAUCCGGGUGUCGCUGCGAUAUUGUUCGUUACUGCAUGCGCAUCCCAUCGAUUCGUCGCGCGAGACGGAGCAGGCUUGCCCGAGAUCUCUCGAACCCUCGCGAGAGCAGUUGGAGCAUUCCCAAACCAGUUGGCGAACACGCUGUCCCAUCAUCCACCGUUUGGCGUAAGGCAGUCUUCCAUUGCAGUCUAGUGCCACACACAAGCGCACUUCACAUUCUUCACAGAUUUCACAUGCACAUAAUACAAUUAGGCAGUCCCAAAAAGGUUGCUUUUAUUGCUUGUUUUUGUAAGAUAGGUGCGACUACUAGAGUUGUGGUUGAGAGCGUGG
This is a messenger RNA of Mycena citricolor, 1334 nucleotides long. Lineage: Eukaryota; Fungi; Basidiomycota; Agaricomycetes; Agaricales; Mycenaceae. The record is from the annotation of a GenBank genome assembly.